GCGCGAAAGCGAGCAAUGGGAAAGCGUAGCGACGCGCGUGCAGUAGCCGAGAAUGCGACAGACCGCAAUCGGAGGAAUCGCAAAAAUCGAUAUCAACGUUUUCUUCACUUUUCCUAAAAGUCUCUAUACCUAUCUAUCUGCAACAUAUGCGAGGAGAGAAAAAUGAGCGAGCUGCGACGGCGAUUGGUCGACGAUCACACGAGAAUGCAGCAACAGUGUGUGUGCGGGCGCUGUAUAUAGGUAUAGUCGUCUGUACUUAGUCGGGGAAGAACCGCCGCUACUGCAUAUCAAGGUUAUGACUACACUUCGGUGCGGAGCGCUGUUUUUUCCGCAAUAAUACUUGGAUAAAAUCAGCAUUCAGCGCUAGUCUUCGGACGAUUCUCGCACCAUGAGUACUGGCUCUUUUAGUCCAUCUUCUAUGGAAUCUCUUGGAUUACACCAAAUGGAAACUUGUGAUUCAAUGUCAACCACUGAGGUUUUUGAGAUGAUUGGCAAUCCAAUAUCUAGUAAUGAAAUAGCAUUAUGUGAUAGAACUGAAAUUAAAAUUGUUGUUCAGCCUGUAGACAAAUUUCGCUUUAGAUAUAAGUCCGAAAUGAUGGGAACCCAUGGUAGUCUUUUGGGUGAAAGAGAAGAUAGCAGCCAUAAAAAGGAAGUUCCUACAGUAAAGUUGGUUAACUGUCCAGUAAAAAAUGCUGUUAUUCGAUGUAGUUUAGUUACUGCUGAUGAAGACAGAAGAUUUCCUCAUGCUCACCAUUUAGUCAGAAAGGAUGAAAAUGGAGAUAAAGAUGAUCCACAUGAUAUCAAAGUAUCAGAUGAAAAUGAUUACACUGCAAUGUUUUGUAAUAUGGGAAUCAUUCACACAGCAAAAAAAAAUAUCAAGGAAGAAAUAGUGAGAAAGAGAAAAAUUGAAAAGAUAGAAGAGAAACGAAGACAGAAUCAGGAAAAUCCUAUAAUAACUACCAAGGAAGAUUUAGAGAUGAAGAAUGAAGCAGAAAAAGCUCAAAAAUGGAUGAAUCUGAAUAGUGUUUGUCUUUGCUUUCAAGGCUUUUGCUAUAAUGAAAAUGAUGUCUUGUACCCUUUAACAGAAAAAAUAUAUUCUCGACCAAUAAACAAUCUUAAAAGUGCUUUAACAGGUGAACUCAAAAUUUGUCGUAUAGAUAAGCAUACAAGUUCUUGUGAUGGAAAUGAGGAAGUUUGGUUGUUGGUUGAGAAAGUAGGCAGAAAAAAUAUCAAAGUAAAAUUUUAUGAACUUGAUGAUAGUGAAAACAUAAUUUGGGAAGCAGAAGGACGAUUUUCAGAACUUGAUGUUCAUCACCAAUAUGCAAUAGUGUUUAGAACUCCUCCAUAUAAAACUACUAAUAUAACAGAACCCGUGGAAGUUUACCUCAAAUUAGAAAGACCAUCGGAUGGAGAAGUUUCCAAUAGUAUGAAAUUUUUAUACAAACCGUCAGAAAAAAAUUUGACAGGUCGAAAGCGUCCACGACCAUCAUCUAUAUCAACAAGCAUGGAAUUUACACCAAUGGUUACACCAGCCGACCAAUUACUAACUAAUUGUCUAUCAAAUACCUUUUUGCUACCUGACGAAAUUUCUAAUGUUUCUCAAGAACUAAAAAAGCUGCUGAAUGAAUGUGAUAAUGGUAAUGCAAUCGAUGUUAAAAAAUUUAUUAAUGACAAUGAGUCAGGACUCGAAUCAUUGUUGCAAAUAUAUUCCAAAGAAAAAGAUGUAGAAUCAUAUGAUAGUAUAGUGCCUGAUGGGUUAACAUCAAAACAAAUGAUUAAACCGCAAGAGUUUGCAGUAGAAACGAUGAAACAAAUUAUUACAGUCUACAAUGAAAUGGAAAAAAACGGAAAAUCAGAGUCUUUGAUGAUGAAUAUAAAAGAUUUAUUACAAGAAACAAUAAAUUUUGGCGAUACUGCACUACAUGUUGCUUUACGAAUGGGACAAUUUGAAACGGCAAAAUGCAUUCUCACAUGCAUUGCAAUGGAUUCUAUGUUUAAGAGCACUGUUGAUUUACAGAAUAGUACUGGAAAGACGCCGCUGCACCUAGCCGUUUUAGCGGAUCAGUCCGAAAUAGUACGAGCUUUGUUGAAAAUUGGAGCUAAUCCAAACAUUUGUGAUGAGGAAGACGCCACAUCCUUGCACAGCGCAGUAAAGGUGGAUGCACAUGGAAGCCUCGCUGAGUUGCUUCAAUCGGGCAAUAAAAUAUGUUUAGAUGCUCACACAGAGUCCGGCUGGUCAGCUUUACAUUUAGCUGCAAAAGCAGGUUCGCUGUACGCUGUAAAAGCUCUUCACGAAGCUGGGGCUGACGUUAAUUCUAAAGAUAUGUCAUAUGGUAGAACAGCUCUGCAUAUAGCUGUUGACAGUAAUCAUUUUCAUAUUGUUAACUACUUGUUGACUAAGACUAAUAUAAAUGUAAAUGAGAAAAACUUCGGAGGCAAUACUGCUUUGCACAGCGCGGUUGUCAAGGGCGGUAAAUACGCUGAAGAGCUUAUAAGACUUCUUAAAAACCAUGGUGCCGAUCCAAACAUUAGAAAUAACAAUGCCACUCGAGAGGAAGAAGAAGAAGAUCAUAACAGUAUCCCACUAUCCAUACCUUCAGCUAUGGAUGAAUCAACCAUAGCUACGCCAACGAUAAAAAGUGAAAAUAGCGACACUGACGAAGACAUGUCGAGAGAUGGUGAAUCGUCAUUCGAUCUUGCACGUGAUGACCCUAAAUUGAUGCAACUGCUCAGCCAGCAUCAAAAGCCACAGAUUCCGCUGGAAGAGGAGCUCGAUUUGAAAGAAGAGUCAGAAGAUGAGAUGCCGCUAUUGGAACGGUCUAUGCUGCGUAUCAACCGUAGCUCAUCAAAAGAACCUACAACGCCAACACCCACAAUCACUAAACUAACUUCGCAACAACAACUACAAUUACAGCAGAUGAGACAGGGCGACGAGAAAGUCACCGAUGUACACAUCGAGCGUAUAAAAGACAUACUCGACAGAACGGGAGGCUGGGAAAGGCUAGCGCAACACACAAAGAAUGCAUCUCUUGUGCGAUUGCACAGAAAGACGUCGAGUCCGUCGUCCGCACUUUUUAACAAAAUCCGAUUGCAAAAGCCAAAUUUGACAGUGAGUCAAUUGAAGAAGCUGCUCAUAGAAGUGCAGGCAUACGAGGCUGCGACGGCACUAGAUCCAAAGUAGAUGCGUUUACAUAUUAUAUAUAUUUUAAGGAAGCGGACUUAAUCAUCGUAAAUAUUUGAUAAAUAUAUUUUUAUACGAAUCGACCGUUGAGAGAACAAGAAUUAACCGAAUCAUGAAGCAAUGUAAUUUUUACGGAACCACUUUUGCGAUCAUUGUACAAGCCUUUGGAUUAUUGAUAUUAUUAGAUUGCGAAUAAAGUUGAUUGAUUGGAAACAAAGUUGAUGGUUGGCCAGAACAGUAAAGCGACGAGGCGCAGGAGCAAGCGAGCUUGCGGCGCGCUUGCGCGUACGGGUCAGA
Phymastichus coffea is the source of this 3478-nucleotide messenger RNA. RefSeq names its product nuclear factor NF-kappa-B p100 subunit-like (gene Rel). The coding region runs from base 389 to 3181 and encodes 930 amino acids. Gene Ontology annotation, molecular function: DNA binding; protein binding; DNA-binding transcription factor activity. Gene Ontology annotation, cellular component: cytoplasm. The transcript has 17 exons. Gene Ontology annotation, biological process: non-canonical NF-kappaB signal transduction; regulation of DNA-templated transcription; innate immune response. NCBI's taxonomy places the organism in Eukaryota, Metazoa, Arthropoda, Insecta, Hymenoptera, Eulophidae. The record is from RefSeq and is a predicted model, not a curated record.